GCACAGCCCAGUCCCGGCAGCUGCCCGGGGAAUGUGGGACAGCAGAUCGUGAGGAACGCCUCAUGGCGCGGCACAGCCCCGUCCCCGCAUGAGCCCGGGCAAUGUGGGACUGCAGAUCGUGAGGAACGCCUCAUGGCGCGGCACAGCCCAGUCCCGGCAGCUGCCCGGGCAAUGUGGGACAGCAGAUCGUGAGGAACGCCUCAUGGCGCGGCACAGCCCAGUCCCGGCGGCCCCAGCCCCGCGCAGGCGCCCCGGCCCAGCGCCGUUCCCUGGCAGUGGCGGCGAUGCUGCUGGUGCUGUCGGCGGAGCACCGGGCGCACCUGGGCUGUUUGCCGCGGGCCGGCGGCGCAGCCGUGGGCGAGCUGGGGCGCCUGGCGCUGGAGCAGCUGCGGCGGGGAGCGGCACCGCGGGCCUGCGAAGCCGCCGCCAGUGAGAGCCGGGCCCCGGCG
Messenger RNA from Malurus melanocephalus (red-backed fairy wren), 449 nucleotides. RefSeq names its product vasodilator-stimulated phosphoprotein-like. The coding region runs from base 89 to 433 and encodes 114 amino acids. The transcript is spliced from 2 exons. The record is from RefSeq and is a predicted model, not a curated record. NCBI's taxonomy places the organism in Eukaryota, Metazoa, Chordata, Aves, Passeriformes, Maluridae.